UGCGCGAGCGAGCGUGUGUGAGGUGGCUAGAGCGAAGACUGUGAUAAUGAUCACAGGGUUGAGACGCAUUACUAAUAACUGUGACUAUCAUACAAUCCGCUUCACUUGACGAUGCGAUGCCCUCCAGCUUGUGGCUCAGAGAAGGCUGACUCAAACAUCACCAAACUGUCCAGAAGUGGAUCAGAACUGCGCUUUGGUGUUUUUCACACGGCACCUGCAUCCUUACGAUGACAUUCAGAAACACCUCCGUGGAUUUAUUUUCGCAGUUUUAUAUCUUGCAGAAUUUCUCCAUGUAUUUUAAUUUCUCUUUGGACGCUAUGUACGACAGAGGAGCGAAUUACGAGUCUGAAUCCCAAAGACCGACCAUCAGAGCGCUGCUCGUCGUCGCAUAUUCCGUUAUUAUCAUCAUUUCGCUGUUCGGAAAUGUGGUGGUUUGUCACGUUGUUAUUAAGAAUAAACGGAUGCACUCAGUGACAAGUUUGUUCAUCAUGAAUUUAGCCAUUGCUGACAUUCUUAUAACUAUCCUCAACACGCCUUUUACACUGGUUCGGUUUGUUUACAGUACAUGGGUGUUUGGGAAGGUGAUGUGCCAUGUGAGCCGCUUUGCACAGUAUUGUUCUGUUCACGUCUCUGUUCUUACGCUGGUCGCUAUCGCCAUUGAUAGACACCAAGUGGUGAUGCAUCCAAUGAAACAGCGGAUGUCUCGUCUUCAGGGCAUAGCCUGGAUCGGUGUCAUCUGGGUCAUGGGGUCCUGCUUCUCUCUACCUCAUGCCAUCUACCAGAAACUGCUGCGCUUUGAAUUUGUCAAUAACAGAGUACGGAUGGUAUGUUUGCCCAGCUUUCCUCAUCCCUCCGAUCUCUUCUGGAAGUAUCUAGAUCUUGCCACCUUUGUCCUGCUCUAUGUAUUGCCCUUAGCAAUUAUCUCAUUAUCGUACCUUGUGGUUGCCAAAAAGGUCUGGUUCCGGAAUGCUGUCGGUGAUGUCACACUGGCUCAAUCCGCUGCUCAUCGCAGAAGGAAGAAGACCACUUUGAAAAUGCUAAUUGCAGUGGUGGCCGUGUUUGCAAUCUGCUGGUUUCCUCUGAACUGUUACAUUGUGCUGCUGUCAAGUAAAGUGAUCCAGGCUAACAAUGCCCUGUACUUCACCUUCCACUGGCUGGCCAUGAGCUCUACCUGCUAUAACCCAUUUAUAUACUGUUGGCUCAAUCACAGCUUCCGUGCAGAACUCAGAGCCCUGCCUCUAAUUGGCCGUAUAGCCAAAGGGAAUGCCAUCCAGCAAUCCUAAGGAAGCACCCAAGAUUUUGCCGUCCUAUUUUUUCUUUUAAUAUUUAGCCCACCCACAGCUCUCCUUUAGUUCUCUCCAUCUUAGUGAAAAUGACACCUAAACCCAUGUCCUUUGAAAAAACAACAACACUGCGUUGCCAUGGAAGAGAUGACAUAAAUAAACAAGGUAUGAGAUAAAUUAAAUAGAAACUUUAUUCUAUUUUUCAAGAAACAAAAUCAAACACACCCCAUAGUGGAAAACACUACAUGUGUCAUGUUUCUGUGCUAUGCACACGCACGACAAAUGAGUAAUCUAAGAAACAGUCUUUUAAUAAUAAAUCCACAAGAAUAAAUAAAAGGAAUACAGAUGCAGGGAGUAGCACAAAACACAAUUGAACAAAACUUUUACCGGCUAAGUAGUGAAAAGAACAGGGAGUAUAAAUACAAAUGCAAGAGAGGGACUAAUGAAUUAAUUAAACAAACACAGGUGAACAGAAUGACAUAAUCAAGACAACUAGGGAAACUAGGUCAAAGGAACUAAACAAGACAGGAGAACAGGAACAGAAAGAAACACAACUAAAAUUCCAUGACCCUAACAGUUCGCCCCCCUCCCGGAAUAGAAUGCAGAGGAGGGAGGGUGGAGAUUCUGGAGGAGGUCAAAGAAACAGGGGAAUGGCAGAAAUAACAAGAGUCCAGCCAGGAUGAGGCCCCAAUAAUCGAUAGAAUAGAGGGAGGGGGGAGCCAUGGUGGAGAAGACCUUGACGACAGCCUGGGGACGAGCGAUGGAGAAGGAGCGGCUGGAGGUGGAGACCCAGGUGGAGCAGAGCAAACAGAGAGCCAUGGGGACACCCAAGGUCCAGAAGACAUAAGCGGAGCUGACUGUUCAAGCAAGUGAGGUGGAGACAGGGACCCGGAAGACCACAGUGGAGCUGGAGGGAAGGAGGAGCCUGACAGAGCCAGAGGGACAGAGUGUUGAGGCAAAGCCGGAGGAAUGGAGUCCUGAGGCGAUGGAUGGUCGACGACUGAUCAAGGCAGAGCCAGAGGGACGAGGGAGCCCGGUGGAGCCAGUGGGAUGAUGGGCCAUGAAGGAGAUGAGGGAACAAGCGGAGUCAAUGGGUCAAAGGACCGAUAAGGAGUCCAGGGCUCAAAGGCUGGAGGCAGAAAAAGGGGAUCCUUACUCCUAGGCGGAGCUGGACACUGGAAGACUCAAGGCAGAUUAGAGUACCCAGAUGAAACUAACUAAGGCUGAGCAGAGGGACUGACAGGAACCUGCGGAGAAAGGGCUGAGAAAUAGAGUAGCAUUAGGAGAGUAGGCAGGAGAGGGAGGCUGGGUGGGAAUUUGGGACAGGCAGAGAGUUCAUAAAUAGCUUCCUUGGCUGUAACAGGAAAAGCAGAGAGUUCAUAACCGGCCUCCUUGGCCAUGGCUGGACAGGCAUAGAAUUCAUAAGCAGCCUCCAUGGCUGUAACAGGACAGGCAGAGAGUUCAUAAGUGGGUACCACCACCCUGAGAGGAGCUGAAGCAGACACAGCCGCCACUGGAGGUUCUGCAGCAGAGCUCCUUGGGAGGAGCUGCGGCAGUAUUUAUGGCCCAAACACACCAAAUGGUGACUCCCAUAACAGGAAGCACCACUGACAAGGAAACAACCUCCAUGGUCAUGACAGGACAGACAAGUAGUUAGAGGAUGGGAGAAGAGCAGUCAAUCACGCCGGGCUCUGACUCUCUGUCUGCAGUGGGCUCGGGCUUUAGCUCCGUACAGCCGGAUGAUGGCUGGCUCGUCUCUGGUUCUGGAGUGGGGCUGGAUAUGUCCUCCUCAGCUGGACAGAUGGCGAAAUACAGUCCAUUUUGCUCUAGCAGCCACUCCAUGAAGGCAGCAAAACUCCCUCGAGGAUCAUGCCCGGACAGCUUUGUCUUUGUAGCUGUGGUCAGUCCUACGUAAUAAAACAUGCAUAGGCAGCUGUUUGGGUAACGUAUUAGAUGGGUAAGAUCUACAAAGUCCCUUGUAUGGUCCUCGAGGGAGCGACCCUCCUGCUCGAGCAGGAGGAGCUGGACCGUGGGGUCCAUGAAACAAAAACAAAAAUAAACAAAAAAGGGAAAAAUGCUGCCAAAGCUUACUGUUUUGGCUAGUUAUUCUGUCACGUUUCUGUGCCAUACAAGCCUGUUCAUUAAAUGAACACAGGUGAACAGGAUGACAUAACCAAGACAACUAGGGAAACUAGCCCUGCGUCUCAAUGUUCAUACUAUCCAUCCUAAAUAGUAUGUGAGAUUAGAAUAAGUGUGUCCCAAAGCAUAGUAUGUUGAAAAGAGUAUGGCAAAAGUCCCCGGAUGGUAUACUAUUUCAGGUUGAUUUUUGAAGUGUGGAUCCAUGCACACUCUAAUGAUUAAAAUUGCCCACAACCCAUUGCGCUUUGGCAAAGGAUGCAUUCCAGAACUACAAGCAUGAAUAAAACAAGUUAGAAAAACUACAAAUGUGGCGGAUGCGCGUGAUCGAUGGUUAGGUAGAGAGGUUUA
This is a messenger RNA of Cyprinus carpio (common carp), 3770 nucleotides long. RefSeq names its product G protein-coupled receptor 83-like. Gene Ontology annotation, biological process: neuropeptide signaling pathway. Lineage: Eukaryota; Metazoa; Chordata; Actinopteri; Cypriniformes; Cyprinidae. Gene Ontology annotation, cellular component: membrane. The record is from RefSeq and is a predicted model, not a curated record. Gene Ontology annotation, molecular function: neuropeptide Y receptor activity.